AUGUCUACUGUGCCGCUGCGGGUGGCAGUGGUGUGUGCCAGCAACCAGAACCGGAGCAUGGAGGCCCACUACUUUCUCAGCAAACGGGGAUUCAGCGUCCGGUCCUUUGGAACGGGAACUCACGUGAAGCUCCCGGGCCCCGCACCCGACCGGCCCAACGUUUACGAUUUCCGAACCACCUAUGACCAGAUAUACAACGAUCUCGUCAGCAAGGACAGAGACCUCUACACGCAAAAUGGCAUGUUACAUAUGUUGGAGCGUAACAAAAGGAUCAAGCCCCGGCCGGAGAGGUUCCAGAACUGCCAGGACGUGUUUGAUCUGAUUGUCACCUGCGAAGAGAGUGUGUACGACCAGGUGGUGAAAGAUAUGAAUUCCAGAGAGCAAGUGACCUGCCAGCCGGUGCACGUGAUCAACGUGGACAUCGAGGACAACGACGAAGAGGCCACCGUGGGCGCGAUCCUCAUCUGCAAGCUGUGCCAGUGCAUUCAGGACACUGAGGACAUGGAGGACGAAUUGGACGAGCUGUUGCAGGAGUUCGAGGAGAAGAGCGGCAGACCCUUCCUGCACACCGUGUGCUUCUACUGA
Lynx canadensis (Canada lynx) is the source of this 585-nucleotide messenger RNA. Its product is annotated as RNA polymerase II subunit A C-terminal domain phosphatase SSU72-like. Gene Ontology annotation, biological process: termination of RNA polymerase II transcription. Gene Ontology annotation, cellular component: mRNA cleavage and polyadenylation specificity factor complex; nucleus. The transcript has a single exon. Lineage: Eukaryota; Metazoa; Chordata; Mammalia; Carnivora; Felidae. Bases 1 to 585 code for a protein of 194 amino acids. The record is from RefSeq and is a predicted model, not a curated record. Gene Ontology annotation, molecular function: RNA polymerase II CTD heptapeptide repeat phosphatase activity.